AUGGCAUCAAAGGAGUCAUCUGAAGCCCUUCUUUCUCCUCCCUCCAUUCCCACAGCAAGGUGGUGGUCUAAGGAUACAGUUGCCAUUGUUACCGGAGCGAAUAAGGGUAUUGGUUUUGCCCUAGUAAAGAAGUUGGCUGAGCUUAGACUAACCGUAGUUCUAACAGCCAGAGAUAAUGCAAGGGGGCAAGAAGCAGUUGAAUCACUCAAAAGACUUGGACAUCAUGUUCAUUUCUUUUGCCUUGAUGUAUCAGACCCUUCAUCCAUCAAACAGUUUGCAUCUUGGAUUAAAGAGAAGUUUGCAGCAGUAGACAUUCUGGUAAAUAAUGCAGCUGUAUCCUUCAAUGAUAUUCAUGAAAACUCAGUUGAACACGCAGAGACAGUGAUGAGAACCAAUUUUUAUGGGCCAAAACUGCUGACUGAGGCUCUCUUGCCCAUGUUUCGUUCCUCGGCUUCUUUUGGUCGAAUUAUAAACAUUAGCUCAAGACUUGGACUAUUAAAUAAGCUAAAAAACCCUAAAUUACGCGACAUACUUAUGGAUGGAGAAAAAUUAUCUGAGAAUCAAAUUCAAGAAAUGGUUGAAUUAUUUCUUCAAAAUGUGAAGAAUGGGACAUGGCAAAACCAAGGAUGGCCAGAAUUAUGGACAGAUUACGCAGUAUCAAAACUUGCUCUAAAUGCAUAUUCAGUAGUAUUAGCAAAGCGUCUCAAAGGCCAUGGCAUAAGCGUUAAUUGUUAUUGUCCUGGUUUUACUCGAACUUCCAUGACUGGAGGAAAGGGAAAAUAUACAGCAGAUGAUGUUGCAGAAGUUGCAGCAAAAUUGGUUUUGCUCCCACCUCAAGUCCUACCAACGGGGAAAUUUUACACAGUCAGUAAUUCUGGUGGUAUUUAUUCCAGGCUGUAG
Messenger RNA from Coffea eugenioides, 900 nucleotides. Its product is annotated as salutaridine reductase. NCBI's taxonomy places the organism in Eukaryota, Viridiplantae, Streptophyta, Magnoliopsida, Gentianales, Rubiaceae. The record is from RefSeq and is a predicted model, not a curated record. The transcript has 4 exons. Gene Ontology annotation, cellular component: membrane. Bases 1 to 900 code for a protein of 299 amino acids.